Messenger RNA from Polistes canadensis, 2931 nucleotides. It is a transcript of the gene su(f), whose product is annotated as protein suppressor of forked. Gene Ontology annotation, molecular function: protein binding; mRNA binding. NCBI's taxonomy places the organism in Eukaryota, Metazoa, Arthropoda, Insecta, Hymenoptera, Vespidae. Gene Ontology annotation, cellular component: nucleus. The record is from RefSeq and is a predicted model, not a curated record. The transcript is spliced from 13 exons. Gene Ontology annotation, biological process: mRNA 3'-end processing. Bases 153 to 2294 code for a protein of 713 amino acids.
CGUGGUACUUCAUUGUAAGCAGUAGUAGUUUGUUAUAUGCAAUAGUUUGUUUCUGUGUACUGUGAAAAAAAACAGUUUAAAAUAAUUUAAAGAUUAUUAUUUAAAUAAAGACUUUAUUUUUUUAGUAUUAUUUUAUAAGAAGCGAAUAAAAUAUGACGGAGGAUAAGACAGAAUUCGAUUGGGGCAAUGAAAAGUUACAACGUGCUCAAAAAACAGUGGAUGAAUCGCCCUAUGAUUUAGAAGCUUGGAGCGUCUUAAUCAGAGAAGCUCAAAAUAGGCCUAUUACUGAAGUUCGACCAGUCUUUGAAAAGCUCAUCACUGUAUUUCCGUCUGCAGGCCGGUAUUGGAAAAUUUAUAUAGAACAAGAGAUGAAAAUGCGGAACUUUGAAAAGGUUGAAAAGCUUUUCCAAAGGUGCCUCAUGAAAAUCUUAAACAUUGAAUUAUGGAAACUUUACCUUUCUUAUGUCAAAGAAACAAAAGCAAGUCUUGCAACGUACAAGGAGAAAAUGGCACAAGCUUAUGACUUCGCUCUGGAUAAAAUUGGAAUGGAUAUUCACUCUUAUAGUAUUUGGAACGACUAUGUUACAUUUUUGAAAAGUGUAGAAGCUGUAGGUUCAUAUGCUGAGAACCAAAAGAUUAGCGCUGUCCGUAAGGUAUACCAACGCGGCGUUAUUAAUCCCAUGAUAAACAUGGAACAAUUAUGGAAAGAUUACAUAGUAUUCGAACAAAGUAUUAAUCCAAUAAUCGCAGAAAAAAUGGGAUUAGAGAGAUCGAGAGAUUAUAUGAAUGCUAGGCGAGUUGCUAAAGAAUUAGAAGCGGUAACAAGGGGUUUGAACAGAAGUGCUCCUAGUGUACCACCAACUGGUCAUCCAGAAGAAGUGAAACAAGUUGAAUUAUGGAAAAAGUAUAUUGCAUGGGAACGUAGUAAUCCAUUGAGAACAGAAGAUACAUCACUCGUUGCACGUAGAGUAAUGUUUGCGAUAGAGCAAUGUUUACUUUGCCUCGGUCAUCAUCCUGCAGUAUGGCAUCAAGCUGCCCAUUUUCUAGAACUUAGUUCAAAGAUUUUAACCGAAAAGGGAGAUGUUAAUGCUGCUAAAAAUUUAAGCGAUGAAGCAGCAACAAUGUUUGAAAGAGCUACAAACACAUUGUUGUCCAAAAAUAUGUUGUUAUACUUUGCUCAUGCAGAUUUUGAAGAAGGCAGAGUUAAAUAUGAGAAAGUUCAUCAAAUUUAUCAAAAGUUCCUCGACAUUCCUGACAUUGAUCCUACGUUGGCGUACGUGCAAUACAUGAAAUUUGCGAGACGAGCAGAAGGAAUUAAAUCAGCUAGGACUGUUUUUAAAAGAGCUCGCGAAGAUCCACGGUGCAAACAUCACGUAUACGUAGCUGCUGCAUUGAUGGAAUACUACUGUACCAAAGAUAAAAAUAUUGCAUUUAGAAUUUUCGAGCUUGGAUUGAAAAAAUUCGGUGACAAUCCUGAUUAUAUUCUAUGUUACAUUGAUUACUUAUCACAUUUGAAUGAGGACAAUAAUACAAGGGUUUUAUUCGAGAGAGUAUUAUCUUCUGGAAGUUUAGAACCAGAAAAAUCUGUUGAUAUUUGGAAUCGUUUUUUGGAGUUUGAAUCUAAUAUAGGAGAUUUGGCCAGUAUCGUUAAAGUUGAAAAAAGACGUAGUGCCGUAUUAGAGAAGAUUAAAGAAUUUGAAGGAAAGGAAACGGCUCAAUUGGUAGAUCGAUAUAAAUUUCUUGAUCUGUAUCCCUGUACGCCAAUGGAAUUAAGGUCGAUCGGAUAUAUGGAAGUAUCUAGCGUAGCUAGAAAUUCAACUGGUGCAGUGCCACGAGUACCUGACCCAGAAGAAGCCAUAGCAUCUUUGCCUAGACCCGAUUUAUCACAAAUGAUUCCUUAUAAACCAAAAGUAAAUGCUUUGCCUGGAGAACAUCCAGUACCAGGUGGAACUUUUCCUUUACCACCUGCCGCAGCACAAUUAUGCACGAUAUUACCACCACCUGGUUGCUUCAGAGGGCCCUUUGUUGCAGUCGAUUUACUUAUGGAUGUAUUUAGUAGAAUUCAAUUGCCUGAUCACGCACCAUUACCAGUCGCGGAUAAUGGCUGUGACACCAAAUUAUUCGAUCUAGCCAAAUCCGUUCAUUGGAUCGUCGAUGAGAGCAACGAUGGUAUGAGUAUUGGUUCCAAACGUAAAAGAACGCGUUUAGCUGGAGACGAUAGUGAAGAAGAAGAUUUACCACCACCUCCAGCGAAUGAUAUUUACCGACAAAGGCAACAGAAACGAGUAAAAUAAAGACUUACUACGUUGUUUCUAAUUAUAACAAACGGAUCUACGCGAAGCUCGUAACGACAAAUUUUGGAGAAGAGGGAUCAAAUAUCCUCGAGAUAUUUUUCAUAUUUCCUUUUGUUUAUUAGAUAACAUCUUGGCAUAGGUGUUGAUAUGCUAAAAAAAAAUCAAUCAUAAUUAAUAAGUAUAAAUCGUAAUAAUUCCUUGCGUGCUACUGUUAGCACGAUAUUUUGAUUAUAUUUGAGUACCAUGUACUCUUAAAAAUUUCAAUAUUUUUAUAUACAGGAUGGUCCACUAACUGUUAGCACUAUAAAUUACUAGACCAUCCUGUAUAUAUAUACAUAUAUUAUAUAUAUAAAUAUCAAUUAAACUUUUAUUCAAAUAUCUUUAGAUAACGUUUAUAUUUGAAACAUCUAAAGAGAGACAAUAUUUUAAUUUGAAUAAAAUUAGAAAGAGAAUCGAAUGUCAGUACCAGUACCUAGUAUCAUUUGUAUCUUCUAUUUGUCCGAUAUAUUUCAUUGUAUCCGAAUAACAAUGUGUGUUGACAUUAAUUUUUUAUGUUAAAGCAGACAAACAAAUAAAAUAUAAACAUUUGUACUAUAUGUAAGAGAGAUAUUAUAAAAUUAUUUACAAGUAAGAGAUA